AUUAUCUCUUUCCUUGGCAAUCUGUUGUAGAAAUUACAACAAUGGGUAAGGAAUCGUUAUGAUGAAUUAGAUGAAGUUGUAUGUGAGCUCCUCCCUGACAAACAAACUGUAGUCUAGGUAACCGCCUUAUCAGUCAAGUAGGCUAAAAAUCUGUGUCCUUUGAUGUAAGCUUUGAUGUCUCUUUGUGCAUAUGUAGUUAUAAAAAAAAAAAAAAAAAAAAAAGAAACCUUUGACUAGCUAGGAAGAGUAGCAGCAGUAGGCAGCAGUAGUAGUAGCAGUGCAAGCAGGACUAGACUAGAUUAAAAAGUUGGUGGAAAGAAUAACUGACCGUUUGGACGUCACCUGGCUGCCAGACUUUCAUCUGGACUCUUCCCCCUGAGUAGCUGGCCUUUCUCUAAGCCACAAAACUGAGCAAGAAGCUGAAGAAGCAGCUAGACAGAGACAUGUACCUAGCCUUGAGAAUUGGGAGGCGUGGCUCAACUAGUUAGCCCAGCCCAGAGGAAUUGUUACCGUGGGUACUGAACAACCGUAGAAGUAGGGCUACCCCUGGCUUUACUGAAUUAACUAGCUGUGUCUGCUGUCUAGUUGGACCAGAUUUAGCUAGAUAAUGGGGUAGAGAAUAGUUGAGCGGUGCUGUGUGUAGCUUGAACUGUACUGGCUGGCAAGAAUCUAGUAAGCACCCUAUGCACUGAUAACUCGUCAGAAUGGAGGGUAUGUUCUAGGGAUCUGGACAGCUGUACAUCCAAAGGAGCCAGGGAGUGCCAAUCAUCUUCUCCCAGUCUCUGACACGCUAAACAAAAGGAGCUAGAACUGGGAGUCCCAGCUAGAAUUGCUAGCCGGAUCUAGACUAAUAGAAUGACUUGGAGGCGUGGUGAGGCCGGAUCCACACUAAUUGAUCGACCUAAAGACGCUCCUGUUCCAGAUUUCACGAAUGGCAAGGAAAGGGUUAUAGCUCGACAAAGUCCAGCUAGCUAGCUGAGAUAGGUUGCAACUAGAGUUUGAGUACCGUUGAAACAUUUACAAGAUGUCUUCCCUGAUGACUUCCAUCCAGCAAUACCUGCCUGCAGCAGCCAUUAUCCUGUUGCCCAAUCUAGGAGGUGUGCUAGGUGGUCUGCUAACAAAAGAUGCAAUUAGAAAGUGGUACACUAAACUAAAGAUGCCAGCUCUUGCCCCUCCUAAUUGGGUGUUUGGACCUGUUUGGACCUCCAUCUAUGCCUGCAUGGGAGUGUCCUCUUAUUUGAUCUUCAAGGAUGGAGGAUUUGCUGCUCAAGCACUUCCAUUGAGUGUAUUUGGGGCUCAGCUUUUACUUAACUGGAUUUGGAGCCCUAUUUUUUUCGGUUGGCAUCGGAUUGAUUUGGCUCUGGUGGACAUUGUUGCCCUGUGGGGCAGUAUAGUGGCCACCAUGGUGGUGUUCCACCCCAUCAACCCCACAGCUGCACUGCUCCUUCUACCACAUUUGGGAUGGGUGUCAUUCGCUACCUACCUUAACUUCGAUUUCUGGAGACUGAAUGGAAGAGGAGAUCAAGCAAUCAAAGACAAAGACCAGUGAACGUUGAUCAUGAAUAACUUAUAAAGCAAGGCGUAACUAGAUCUAGAUCUGGAUUUUUGCUGUUAAUCUAUAGAAUCUAAAUCUAGCAGCACCUAUAUACCAUGUAGAUCUACUCAGUAACUCUCUCUACAAUGUAUAUAAAAUUAUUUAUGCACUCUCACAAUAUGCAAUGUGGUUAUUUUGCCAG
Molecule: messenger RNA, 1736 nt
Organism: Halichondria panicea
Lineage: Eukaryota; Metazoa; Porifera; Demospongiae; Suberitida; Halichondriidae
Product: translocator protein-like
Exons: 2
Coding region: 1025-1549 (174 amino acids)
Cellular component (GO): mitochondrial outer membrane
Source: RefSeq, a predicted model, not a curated record